Molecule: messenger RNA, 2199 nt
Organism: Hippoglossus stenolepis (Pacific halibut)
Lineage: Eukaryota; Metazoa; Chordata; Actinopteri; Pleuronectiformes; Pleuronectidae
Gene: gm2a
Product: GM2 ganglioside activator
Exons: 4
Coding region: 101-673 (190 amino acids)
Biological process (GO): ganglioside catabolic process; lipid transport
Cellular component (GO): cytoplasmic side of plasma membrane
Molecular function (GO): lipid carrier activity; enzyme activator activity
Source: RefSeq, a predicted model, not a curated record
GCUUCCGCCAAACGUUUAUUUAAAGGCUCACAGGCACUGCAGCAGGAAUUCAAACCCUCCACUGCAGAGGACUGACCGGGUGUCGGUGUCACAGAGCGGGAUGGAGAAGUGGCUGAUGUUUGCGGUGUCUCUGACGCUGGUCCUGGAUCAGGUGAACUGCAGAAGAGUCACUAAGGCUCAGAUUCUGGGUUUUGAGUGGAAGAACUGCGGGAAGCCCGACGACCCGGCCGUCCUGAAAGCUCUGGCCCUGUCCCCGGACCCCAUCACCAUCCCAGGAGAGCUGACGGCCUCCGCCUCUGGAGCCACGUCCGUCGAGCUGGCUACUCCUCUGUCUGUGACUGUGACCAUGGAGAAGGAGGUGGCCGGCUUCUGGGUGAAGAUUCCCUGUGUGGAGGAGAUUGGCAGCUGUCACUACCCGGACAUCUGCGAUAUUCUGAGCCAGCUGAUCCCACCGGGUCAGGACUGUCCUGAACCGCUGCACACGUACGGACUUCCCUGCCACUGCCCCUUCAAAGCCGGCUCGUACUCUCUCCCUGAGUCCGAUUUCUCCCUGCCCCACGUGGAACUGCCGUCCUGGCUGACCAACGGGGACUACAGUGUGCGGGGCGUCCUGGGCAGCGGGGGGGAGGAGCUGGCCUGCCUCGAGGUGGCGCUGUCCCUUCACUCCGACUGAACAACCACACGGACCAACACAGGGUUUUUCUUUGUUUGUUUAUUUGCAUGUACGAAAAGAAAAUUGGGAAGUGAAAGCAGAAGUAGCACAAAAUCCUGAAACUGGUAAAACAAGAUAACAGGUGUUAUACAUUAACCUGCAGAAUGACAAGCGUUUGUAAAGUCUAACCACGACAAAUAUGGUACGUAGAUUAUUUUUUUAUGCACAAAAACUAGUUUCUCCUGUUUUUUACUUUCAUCUGAGCCAUCGAAGAUUUGUAUUAACCAGUAACAGCUUCAUUUACCUGCUACAGACACGUAGCUCCAUUCAGUACCUGAACUUUAAAAUAACGUUUCAAAAGCUGAGAAAAAAAAAUGAGUAUUUCAAGUUUUCAUCAGUUCUCCAAGAAAGAAAAACUGGAACUGAUUCAAAGUUACAGGACAUUUAAAAUAUUUGUGAGUCAACAUGAAACCGAAGCUCAGAGGAAUCUAAAGGUUUCUGCCUGAUCGGCCUUUUUUUAACAAUUGUCUUUUGCACAGGAACAUUUUUCUCUUAUGCCAAAAACUGAGAAAAAGAUUUCAUAUUUCCAGGCAUGAGCCUAAUAAAUUAAUACUUUUCAAAAUACCCAAUGCAUAGUUCGUAUGGUAGUAGAUCUAAACAUCUCAAUGGAUAAUUAGAUUUUUAGAUUCUGAUCAGAGUGAGAAACUAGAAACCGUCAGCAGCCCAGAAAGGUCGAGAGGAAGUUGAAAAGUUGUAGAAAUUAAAAUUGAGAAGUUUAAACAAGGACCAAAAAGUCAAAGGGAACAAGGACACAGUUAAAUGACCUCAACACGCUGCAGAGGUGAAGUUUGAAGAACAGAAAGAAUCAGUGAUAACCAGACAAUAACAAACAUUCAUCUAUGUAAAGAUUCAAAUUUUUGUCCUUUUUUAAGUCGCAGCUUCACAUCCUUGUUUUCAGAUCCUCUUCAGAUGGAUUUAUCUCUGUGGUUAGAAAACAAGUAGUUUCUGAUCCUGUUUGAUUCUUUGGCCUCAACGUGAUUUGAAUGAUGUAUCGCAGGAGUAACAUGAGAUACUGAGGUACGACCAGGAGAGGGCGAUCUUCUCAUGUCUCCGAACCACGGGGCCUUUUAGCUGCAGCUCAGUCACAUCAAAUCAAACUUUUAUUUCUUCACUCUCACUUUUCACUGUGAAUAAACAGAACAAAAACAUUUAUUAGAAAUAACGAAGCUCCUCAGAAUUCAAAUGUGUCAAAGUGUUUUUUUAUCUAAAGAAAAAUCAAACGUAGUAGUUCUGUUGUUGUCUUUUAUGGAUUUUGUUGAUUUAUUUUAUUUGAAUGUGUUUGAGUUUUGGAAUUUGAGAUUUUCUUUCUAUUUCCUUUUUUACCGACGCUGUCGUCCAUUGCAGUGCAACUUUGUAGAUUCUUUACUAGAGAAUAAAAUGAUGAGUUAAAGUUUAUUUUUAGUUAAUGAUGAUUUUAAAUGUUUUUCUACUGUGCUGAUGACAAAUAAUGUACGGAUUUUAAUAAACUCAAUGACAGAAGCUGUGAA